AAAAUGUUAUGGCCAAUCAUAGUUCUCAUUUCAAGCAUUGGAUUCUUGUUUAUUUGUAUUUCCAUUUAUUUUUAUUUGAAACUCAAUUCAAGCCAAAAUCAGAAAAGCAGUAGCCUCAAAAAAUAAGAGAGUAAUAAUGAUUUUUUAAUAAAGGCAAAGACAAUUAAAUAAAUUAAACUAACAAUUUAGAAUAAAAUAAGUAACAAUAAAUUACACAAAAUGAUUAAUAAGAACUAAAAUAUUUGGUAUCUGAUUAAUUAAUACUUAAUCAGGGUUCCUAAAUCAUAAACUAAAAUAAAAAUAUGAGCAGCAGCCAAAGAAAUUUAAUUUAAUAAACUUCUGAAAAAAAGAUACAUUAUGACAAGUAAGACAAGAAAUUAAGUAAUGAUAUCAAUGAAUAGUUAAAUUUUCAAAUAGAAUAAGACAAUCAAAAAAAUAAAACAAAUAACUAAUAAAUUAAUAAUUAAAAUUCAGGUGUUUAAUAAACACCAAUAGAUAUAUAGGAAGAAAAUUACUAAAAAGCUUCCAUUUCAACUAAUUAGAACUAAUAAACUUUAUAAAUAGUAUAAAUAAAUGAAAAAGAGGCAUGUUAAACUGAUAAAAAUAGUUAAAUAUAAAUUGCUCAAUAAAAUAUUAUGGCAAAUUAUGAAUGGAUCUAAACAAUUUACUUGCUUAUUUCGUGCUCUAUAUUUAUUGAAGCUGUUUUAGCUCGAAUUUAUCUUUAAGAAACAUCAAAAAAAAUAAAUUUCCCAAUAUUUCUUAUUUAAGGAAGUAUAAGUGCUCUAAUUAGUGUAAUAAUUUUCAAUAUAGUUUUUUGCAUUCCAUAUGAAAAGAUUUUUUUAUCAACAACACUUUAAUUUAGAAUUAUGAGUAGAUUUUGUUUAAUUUUAUAUGGAAUUACGAUGAUAUUCCCUAUUUACUCUGGACUAGAUGAAUUUCUUGAGUUAGAAUAUAUCACUAUUCUAAUAUCUUUUAUAUGCUCUCUUAUUAUUUAAUUAUUUUUAGAGAAAUUAUCAUCAAACUGUUUUAAAUUUCCGCUCACUAAGUUAAAGAGUGCUCCUAUAGAUACAAACUAGUGA
Molecule: messenger RNA, 1079 nt
Organism: Paramecium sonneborni
Lineage: Eukaryota; Ciliophora; Oligohymenophorea; Peniculida; Parameciidae
Source: the annotation of a GenBank genome assembly